AUGACUGUAGCGGGAUCCUCUCUGUCUAGCAUUGCUAUCGAAAACAUCAAGAAGAACACUUCGAGUAGUGUCUCGUCAAUGAUGUUUCAGCACUGGAUGCCAGCAGAUAUGGGUUUCUUCAGAACCGUCAACGGUAAUCAGGCAAAUCUUCGCAAAACCAUUCUCUUUGACCAAUCGCUUGUGGCCGACCCUAAUCACCAACGAAGUGAAGCUACGAGUGCAUUUAUUGACACUCUGCCCUAUCACCAUGAAGGGAACGGAGAUUUGGGUAACACCGCCAACAGCGACGGAGAAGCUUGA
Necator americanus (New World hookworm) is the source of this 300-nucleotide messenger RNA. RefSeq lists its product as uncharacterized. Lineage: Eukaryota; Metazoa; Nematoda; Chromadorea; Rhabditida; Ancylostomatidae. The record is from RefSeq and is a predicted model, not a curated record. The transcript is spliced from 2 exons. Bases 1 to 300 code for a protein of 99 amino acids.